AAUGGUGGUUGGGGGUGGGUAGGCAAUGGGGUGAGAUGCAGGCGGAAGGCUUAAUAGAUGGCUGGAGGACAUGAGGUGGGUCGAACUUUCCGUCCGGACUGGGAGAGUCGGUGAAGCCCCGUUUGCAGGGUUGACGACGAAAACACACAGCACCAGUCUGGCAAUGAUCCACCACCCAGUCCUGGCCACGCCUUCCCUGCAGCUACAGGCCUUUUAUCACAGCCCACACCGGCGCGCUGACACACGCACAAACGCACGAGCGGGCGCACACGCGCGUGCAAGGUGGCUUCAGGAGGUGGCUUUACCCACGUGUUCCCCGUAACGUUGGGGGACACAAGUGAGGCUGUAUAAAAGGGCUGGGGAGCAUUCUCCGGAACUGUUUGUUUACACAUCGUCAAUUUCGUAGGCUGUGACUUCCCUCCCCAAAAAAAAGAGGGUAGGGGGAGACUUUCGUCAUUUUCCUUCCGGUGCGGGUUUUGUUCAGGUGGUUCCUCGAAAAUCCGAACGGAUAUAUAGGCUUGAGUUCACGAGGAACUCUUCUUACAACGAAGGAGUGAUAGUUAUGCUCUGAGACCUCAAGAGUGGUUUCCCCCGCCUACUUUUGGUUGAUGGACCCAUGGUGUCUCUCAGGGUUGGUGCCAUCGCUCAUGCCAGCCGCAAGGACUGCUGGGAUUUGCUCUACGUCGCGCUUUACGUCAACGACGUCAUAUUUACACCACGUGACCUCUGUCCUUUGAGUUCCGGCCCCCAAGAAAAACAGCCCCAACCUUCUUUCAACGCGACCACCCAAUAUAUCAACAACGAAAAUUUCCUAGAGCCCACGAUUGAUGACAUGUGGUGGUAGUAAGAUGUCAGGUUGCCCAAACCUGUAGAUACUUGACGGGGUAUCUUUGAAAAUUCGUUUUGUCCACGUGAAUACUUACAUUGGACACUCCGUUUGUUUUCCCAAAGAUUCUAGACUUGAGAAACUGUGCAUGUUGGAGACGACAUCAUGUAUUUAGUGGUUGGGAGUGGUUUAUUGUGCUCAGAAAGAAACAAGUCAACGUUGAUGAGAAUGUUAUUCCUUCAGUUUCUAUUUUUAUCGUCACAAGUAGAAACAUUCAGUGUAGAUACAACCAAGCCAAUUGUUUAUAAGGGACCAUCCAGUGGCAGCUAUUUCGGCUAUUCUGUGGCUAUAGUGGAAAACAAUAACGGUACAUGGAUUCUGGUUGGUGCGCCUAGAGCUAAUGAUUCAAGAUUGCCAUCCAUACAUGAACCGGGUACGAUGUUUCAGUGCAGCUGGAAAUACAGAAGCAGCUGUAAACCUGUAACUGUGGAUCAACAUGGAAAUGAAAAACAAACCAUUCCAAGGAACAAACCUAUUAUUCUACAGAACAAGAAAGAUUUUCAAUGGCUGGGAGCUUCUCUGGAUGUGAAUCACAAUGGAAAUAAAAAUGUUAUAGUGUGUGCUCCACGAUGGAAGGAUGCCAAACAUGAAGUUCAAGGCCAUUUAUUUAUGAAUGGAAUUUGUUAUGAGUCUGACAAAAAUCUGAAGUUUAAUGAAGAUAGUCCUUUGCCAGCUCUGGACAAUGUCAAAAUGCAGAUUCAUAUGCAGGGUCACUAUUCUUAUGGCAUGGGAAGCCUCGGAACGUCAGCACAAUAUUCAAAGGAUGGUACCUUCCUGGUUUUAGGAGCACCUGGUCUCAAUGACUGGACAGGUGGAUGGUGUUCAGUAUUGGUAUUGGAAGGUCUCCAGUCCAGACCCAAAAUAUCCGAACCAUCUCGUGAUGUAUACGGUGAUUCCUAUCUAGGUUAUGCAGUCACAACAGCAAGGUUGACAGCAGAUGAAAUAGGUUCACUUACGUAUGUGUAUGGGACCUCGAUCACAGAUAAUACUCAGGAAAGAGGAAUUACCGUGGUUGCAUAUAACAUGAUGUUUGAGGUGGUGAUGAUGAAGGAGGGAGAACAGUUUGGUUCCUACUUUGGUGCAGCAGUAUGUGCGUCUGAUCUAAAUGGAGAUGGCCGGGAUGACCUUCUGGUUGGCGCACCAAACAUGAAACAUUAUGACGAAGGCAGAGUUUAUGUCUACAUCAACAAAGAGUUUUUUAAGCUGGAUCCCUUGGAAUUCAUGAUCAUGGGUUCCAAUACUGCAGGAGCUAGAUUUGGAACUGCUAUUAUGAAUCUUCAUGACAUCAACAAUGACAAUUUCCAUGACAUUGCUAUUGGAGCGCCUUAUGAAGCAACUUCAGGAGUUGUAUACAUCUAUAACGGAGCUAAAUCUGGCCUCCAGCAAAAGUUCUCACAGCGUAUUGUAGGCAGCAGCUUAGACAACAACCUCAGGACUUUUGGUUACUCAAUCUCCAGGCCAUGGGAUGUUGACAGAAAUUCUUAUGCAGAUUUUGUUGUAGGAGCACAUGAGUCUGACAGGGCUGUGUUGCUGCGGACCAGAUCAGUUCUGGACUUGCGUGGAAUGGUGAAAAUUUUACCUUCCAUGGUCUCCUUAAAUGCAACAACCUGCAAAUACAAAGGCAUGCCCUGGACUUGCAUCAAGACUACUGUGUGUCUUGAAUACUCUGGUAUGAGUCUACCACCUACUACAGAAGUGAAGAUAACUCUUCGGCUUGAUACACUUGAACGAAAACGUGGGGAGCAGGCAAGGCUCUUUAUUUUGGAUCCUCUUCUUAUGGGAGCAAAGAAACAGGAAAUUUCAGAAACGGUGGAGUUGCAACUAAAUAAAUUGUCUUGUGUCAAAGAAUAUACAGUUUAUGUCCAGAAAACCAGGGAUGUGAUCACACCACUCCAGAUGGAGCUGCUCUAUGACAUUCCCCACAAUGUUCCUGGCAUGACACACAAAAACCAUACAAUCCUAGACCAUUCUAGACAAAAUGCCCUGCAGAGAUACAGGGCUACAUUUCCAUCAAGAACUAAGCUUGUUAUUGACAGGUCUCCAGCAUUUGAAGUAGAGGUGACUCUUGUGAACAUGGGAGAAACAGCAUAUUUGUCCUACAUCUCUAUGAACUACCCUGAUUGCAUUUAUUUUAGUCGCGUCUAUCUUCUACAUGGAAAUUCUGCUGUCACAUGUCUUUCUCAUAAAACUGUGAAUGAAGGAAAUAAUACUGGAGGCUCUUUAGAAUGCGAUAUCGUCUCCCCCUUGGCUGGAAUGGGCCAGAUGAAAGUUGUUUUCAGAGUACGUUUCUUUGCUGUCAGCUGGCCAUUUCAUCGUGAGUCUUUUAAUGUCAGUGUGAAAGCAAAGACUGCUAGCAUGGAGAAGGACGAACUUCAACAUGAUAAUGCCAUAAACAUCACUGUACCCGUGGUGAUACUUUCCCGUCUACAGCUUUAUAGUGUUUCAUUACCUGGACAGCUGCAGAUACCAUCCACCAGACUUCAGGCAAAUGAAAGUGAAGUCCACCUGACCCACCUGUACACUGUUCACAAUCUUGGUCCUAGUCCAUUUCCCUAUGGUCAGCUAAUUGUCACGCUGCCUAAAACACCUUACAUGUGGCUAAGAGAUGUAAAGACUCAGCCAUAUGGCUCAAGUAACAUUUCAUUAGACUGUCGUGUCCUCUCCGAGUUGCAUCAGGUAGGCCAGAAAGGUGGACUAAAUGCCAAUCAGUCUACCCAUGCAGCUCAUAAAGAUGAGAUCUGUCAUGCAAGCCAGUGCAUCAGGGUGCUUUGCGACAUUGGCGUUCUUCAUGCUGGUGAAUUUCUUGCUGUUGCCCUCGACAUCACGGUUCAACAUCAGAUUAUGUACAAGAUGAAGGGAGAUAGACAACCGAGUAUAACGUCUACUGCCAUCUUGGAGGAACCUGAUUUACCAUCAUUUGUUUCUUUGUCCAUUGACAAAAGUAUUUAUACCACCACAUUCCUGGUGUAUGAGAUGCCACCACGGAGUAAAUUUACCUGGUGGGUUAUAGGCAUCAGCGUUGUCAGUGGUAUUUUGCUGUUAUACAUCAUCAUUAUAAUUCUUUGGAAGUGUGGAUUCUUCAGACGUAAGAGGCGAGAAGAACUUCAAAAGUUGAUAGAGACAACCUCACAGACAGAAGGUGAAGCUUCACAUUCCACAGGCCCUAGCACUCCUCUUCCCUCAACUCCUUUCCUAAACGAAGACUUAGAUGAGAACGACAUUAUGGUUCUUUCACCCACAAACAGCUUCUUCCCUGAGUCACCACAUCAGACCUUCACCUUCCAUACUAACAACAACAUCAUCAACAGUAACUACAACCAUCACAGCCUUCGACGUAGCAUCAGUGGCAGUAAUGGUCGCUGCCGUGACAACAUCCGGCAUCAUCGACGGACCAGAAGUGGAGGAAACCUGGAGAGAAGUCGCUGUCAUUUUCCAGAACACCACCAUCACUGGACACCACCACCUCUACCGCCGCCACCACCGCUGCCUGCUUUUAAUAAUCAGCUUUAUCUGGAACCUAUGGAACAUACUGUGUAAAUUGUGGGUUACUUUGAGAGUUAGGGUUGGAAAAUUGAACAACAGAUUGCUGUUUCACUGUGUUUACAGAUAUAUGAACUGAAAGAGGAUAAUAGAAGAUAAAAGAAAUAAAAUAUAUAAUUUGUGAACACGAUUAAACAAAAAUUAUUCAAGAAUCAGAAACUAAAGAUUUUCAAUACAUUGCAAGUAUGACCAUUUUGAGUAAUAUAUUUUCUCAGUUCAAUUUGCGUUAACCCAUAUAUAAUUUAACAUUUAUAUACUAGGUCCAAACAUAGAAGGUGGUGUAGUUACCAAAUGCUGAUUCCUUCUGAAAUGUGUAAACAGUUCUGUAUGUUUAACCUGUUGCACAGGAAUUAUACUUUGUACCUGCCCAAAAACCCUGCCAAAUACUUUUUUUUUUUGCUCCAAACUAAUUCCAUUAUCUGCUUCAGCAUGUACAUUAUUUGCACACCUGAUUGGCAUCAUUUUUGCUUGGAAUCAUUCUCAUCUUUGAACAUUUAUGCAACAUAAAUGCAUUAUUAAUCUGCCUGCUUGUUUAUGUCUGUGUUUCUUGCAUCUUGCUUAUAAUCAGUGACAUGUGAUGUUGGAUAUGUUGCAAGGGAUAUUAAAGGCAGAGUGAGAGUGCGUGUGUGUGUGUGUUGAUUUUAAGUGCAAUGAGAAUUUUAAGACAGUUCAAGAAUGAACACAAUCAAACUACAGCAUAAGAAAAGCUGUAGUUUGAGACUUAGAACUGCACACUGAAGAUGUAUAAGACUUAAAGCAGAUGGACUACACUUUCUGUUAUUGUUCAUUUCUAAACAUUAACUUUACCAGCUUAGGUAUUUUUUCAUGUUUAUAUCUCUGAAAUGUAUAUGACUUCUUGUAAAUUUUAACAAAUAAAUAUUUCUAAUUGAGACUUCUUUCAUUUUUUUUAAGACUUUAAAAGAAUAGCUUUAAUAAAUUGUUGGUCUUUGCAUAAUUUUUUUAUAAUCCCCACUUUUUUGUGUUUAUUCAUCCCCUCUUGUUGCUAUGCAAUAACAAAAAGCAACACUGCUGAUCGUCACAAAGCACAGGCAUUUUAAUUUGAUUUGAAACAGGCAGAAGCAUAUUCAGUAAUGCAGCUUCACUGUGGUAACAAAACAUUGAUUGCAAUGACUACUGAGGUCCUGUACAAACCUUUUAUAUUCUAAUCUAGAUUAUAAUGAUUUAAACAUGUUUAAACCAUCUACUAACAGAUCUCUGCAAGUUAACAAUAUAACCAAUGAAACUAUCCACACACCACACAUCUCAUGUCUCAAAGUCAGGGUCAUGGAUCUCAGGUAAAUACAUUCAAUGUAAGUAAAUAUAUACAUUCUCUUAAAUAUCACACUGACAUAAGCCACAACCUUUAGAGGAAAAAAUAUACAUAACACAAGCAUAAAGGCAAAUCCAUUCUACUAGCGGUCAGAUUUUGGUCUGACACCGUUAUAUUCUAAACAGAGCCACACACAUUCUUGUCAUUUCAGGUAACCAAGGAGCUAUACACAUGGGUAACUACAUGGUUAUGACCCCAAAGGUACACAUAUAGUCUAUCAAAGGCAUUUGCCAUGCAUGUUUACAAGUAACAUUCAUACCUACAAUCUUUUAUGGAUACCCGUCUACCUGUAAGGUUCAAUUAGCUUUGUUUUAAAGUAGCAAUGCUUAUAACAGUUACAUGAGAGUUUCUGUAACACUGUGUUCUUGUGCUGCUUUGUUGCAUUUAAUUAAACUAUCAUCUUUGUACUAUUAUACGAUUUGAACCUUUUUCUUUAUUAUAUGAGCCAAAUGGCCUGGAAAACUGAAAUUAUUAUUAACACACACACAUGUGAACAGGUAAAAAUGUACACAAGCAUGCACACAAUGUCUCUCUCUGAAAUUGAACACAUUAGUCUUCAAAAAUGAACAAAUCUGCUAAAAUUUGAUAAAAAAAAA
Messenger RNA from Pomacea canaliculata, 6352 nucleotides. RefSeq names its product integrin alpha-9-like. Lineage: Eukaryota; Metazoa; Mollusca; Gastropoda; Architaenioglossa; Ampullariidae. Gene Ontology annotation, biological process: integrin-mediated signaling pathway; cell adhesion mediated by integrin; cell-matrix adhesion. Gene Ontology annotation, molecular function: integrin binding. Gene Ontology annotation, cellular component: external side of plasma membrane; integrin complex. The record is from RefSeq and is a predicted model, not a curated record.